UUUCCCGACAAGGGCAUGGUGGCUUACAUAAACCACAGCCGACUCAAGGCCAAAGGCGUUGGCCAACACCACAACGCCCACUGCUACGGGAACCAGAGCUUUGAGGAGCUGCGGGCCACCUGUCUGAGGAGGGGCGAGCUGUUCGAGGACCCCCUGUUCCCCGCGGAACCCUACUCGCUCGGCUUCAAGGACCUCGGCCCCAACUCCAAGCACGUGCAGGCCAUCAGCUGGCAGCGGCCCAAGGACAUCACGAGCAACCCUCAGUUCAUAUCUGACGGGAUCUCUCCGACUGACAUCUGCCAGGGGAUACUCGGGGACUGCUGGCUGCUGGCCGCCAUCGGCUCCCUCACCACGUGCCCCAAACUGCUAUACCGCGUGGUGCCCAGGGGGCAGAGCUUCAGGAAGAACUAUGCAGGCAUCUUCCACUUCCAGCUCUGGCAGUUCGGGCAGUGGAUGGACGUGGUGGUGGACGACCGGCUGCCCACCAGGAACAACAAGCUGAUGUUCGUGCACUCGGCCCAGAACUCGGAGUUCUGGAGCGCCCUGCUGGAGAAGGCCUACGCCAAGCUGAGCGGGUCCUACGAAGCGCUGGCCGGGGGCAGCACCAUGGAGGGCCUCGAGGACUUCACCGGGGGCGUGGCCCAGAGCUUCCAGCUGCAGAAGCCGCCGCCCGACCUGCUGAGGCUCCUGCGGAAGGCAGUGGAGCGCUCCUCCCUCAUGGGCUGCUCCAUCGAAGUCAACAGUGACAGUGACCUGGAGUCCGUGACCCACAGGAUGCUGGUGAGGGGACAUGCGUAUGCAGUGACUGGCCUUCAGGACGUCCUCUACAGAGGCAAGGUGGAAACGCUGAUUAGGGUGCAGAAUCCCUGGGGCCGGAUUGAGUGGAAUGGAGCCUGGAGCGACAACGCCAGGGAGUGGGAAGAGGUCAGCCCGGACAUGCAGAUAGAGUUACUGCACAAGAAGGAGGAUGGAGAGUUCUGGAUGUCCUACCAGGAUUUCUUGAAGAACUUCACACUCCUGGAGAUCUGCAACCUCACGCCCGACACGCUGUCCGGGGAAUACAAGAGCUGCUGGCACACCACCUUCUACGAGGGCAGCUGGCGCAGGGGCAGCACUGCGGGGGGCUGCAGGAAUAACCCCGACACGUUCUGGACCAACCCCCAGUUCAGGAUUUCUCUCCCUGAGGAGGACGACCCAGAUGAGGACUCGGAGGACAACACGAUCGUGUGCACCUGCCUCGUGGCUCUGAUGCAGAAGAACUGGCGGCACGGGCGGCCGCAGGGCUCCCAGCUCCACACCAUUGGCUUCGUCAUCUUCUCGGUCCCAAAGGAGUUUCAGAACAUCCAGGAUGUCCACUUGAAGAAGGACUUUUUCACAAAGUAUCAGGACCAUGGCUUCUCCGAGAUCUUCACCAACUCCCGGGAGGUGAGCAGCCAGCUCCGCCUGGCGCCCGGGGACUACAUCAUCAUCCCUUCCACCUUCGAGCCGCACAGAGACGCUGACUUCUUGCUUCGGGUCUUCACGGAGAAGCACAGCGAGUCCUGGGAGCUGGAUGAAGUCAACUACUUGGAGCAGCUUCAGGAGGAGAAGGUCUCCGAGGAGGAGUUGGACCAGAACUUUAUCCGUCUGUUUGAGAUCGUGGCAGGAGAGGACAACGAGAUAGACAUGUAUGAGCUCCAAAGGCUGCUCAACAGGAUGGCCAUGAAACUCAAAAACUUCAAGAGCAAGGACUUUGGCUUGGACUCCUGCCGCUGCAUGGUCAACCUCAUGGAUAAAGAUGGCUCUGGCAAGCUGGGGCUUCUGGAGUUCCAGAUCCUGUGGAAAAAAAUCAAGAAAUGGACGGACAUCUUCCAGGAGUGUGACCAGGACAACUCAGGGACCCUGAACUCCUACGAGAUGCGGUUGGCAAUUGAGAAAGCAGGCAUCAAGCUGAACAACAAGGUGAUGCAGGUGGUGGUGGCGAGGUACGCGGAUGACAACAUGAUCGUGGACUUUAACAGCUUCAUCAGCUGUUUUCUGAAGCUGAAGGCCAUGUUCACCUUCUUCCUGACCAUGGACCCCAAGAAUACUGGCUACAUUCACGUGAACCUGCAGCAGUGGCUGCAGGUAAUCAUGUGGGGAUAG
Messenger RNA from Lepus europaeus (European hare), 2124 nucleotides. RefSeq names its product calpain 11 (gene CAPN11). Lineage: Eukaryota; Metazoa; Chordata; Mammalia; Lagomorpha; Leporidae. Gene Ontology annotation, molecular function: calcium ion binding; calcium-dependent cysteine-type endopeptidase activity. The transcript is spliced from 21 exons. Gene Ontology annotation, biological process: proteolysis. Bases 16 to 2124 code for a protein of 702 amino acids. Gene Ontology annotation, cellular component: cytoplasm. The record is from RefSeq and is a predicted model, not a curated record.